Messenger RNA from Prosopis cineraria, 4866 nucleotides. Its product is annotated as filament-like plant protein 4. Lineage: Eukaryota; Viridiplantae; Streptophyta; Magnoliopsida; Fabales; Fabaceae. The record is from RefSeq and is a predicted model, not a curated record. The transcript is spliced from 6 exons. Bases 1323 to 4583 code for a protein of 1086 amino acids.
UGUCCCCUCCCCGCCUCAUAACCUUCACUUCCCUUCUCCAUUUUCAACUCUCUCCCGCUGCUUUUCCUCCUACUUUAUUCUCUCCCUGUCUUUCCUUAAACCCAAAUGUCCCCAUAACCUUAAGGGUGACGGGUUUUUGGAGCUUUACGGACGCCCUCCCUUUUACCUCACACCUCAUUCUGACCUCUCAUUCCCCUCCGCCUUCUUGCCGUUGCUCAACAUCCUCCUCUGCCGAUUCUGUCUGCUGCCAUAGCGUUGCAGUUGCACCCGCUGCUUCCUCACCAUUCCCACUCUUUUUUGUUCCCUCUCUUUCCGGUAAGCCCAUUUCACUCGCCCCUUCCUCUUCUACUUUUUCCCUUUACCGCGCCUUGCUCUUCUUCUUACUCUUCUUUUUUCUCGUCACUCAUGGUUUUAUUUUUUAUUUCUUUAUUGGCUGGGCAUUUUUUCUUUGUCGGUGACGCUCUGUUCGGAGUGCUUCUGUUUCCGUUACUUCGGGCUAUUUGCAACCGAAUCGUGGGAAGUCCAACUCAGCCAUUCAUUUCUCUGCGGUUUAUUUCUUAUCUGAUUUUAAAUUUUUCGACAAAAUCUCUUACCGGCGACUUCAGUGGGUGGUGGCAGUCCUAGAAUCGCCUGCUUUGGCCCAUAUCUUAUUUUCACUUCUCUAAAAGUUGACUGCGUAAUUUGGAUCUAAUUUGAGUGUUUGAGAUUGUGAGCUAUAAAUAUUCACUGACAGCACUAUUUGCCCGCUCUCGUUCCCUCACGUCACUUCAUUUUCUCUCGAGUUUUUGCUCUGGAAGUAUUUCUCAUAUUUUCGCGUACGGCUAGUUACGGCAUGUGUUAUAUUCGUAGACUUUUAGGAUCUUAAGCCAUCAAAAGCAGACCUGCUCAGUAAUUUAGAUCUCCAGCAUCCCGGUGGCCAAAAACCCCCCGGAUUUCUUUCAUGGCUUUUGUUUGAUGCUCUGCCACACUGCACCUCGCUUCGGAGCAUUGCGUGAUUAUAAUACUCGGAGUCAAUCGGUGACGAAUUUUCGAGUUGAAGCAACGCGUUGUACUUUCCCUUUUGCUUCUCGGGCAAGGAUAGUAGAUUCAAUGUGCUGUCAGCGCCGAAGUUUUACUGACAACAGAAAAUGAUAAUCUUUUACAUUUUAGGGUGUUGCCCGCGUAAAACCUGGAAGACAUUAUUGCGCCCUCCUAGCUGCCGCAUUCUUGUGAAAAUUUCACUUCUCAGGAUAAUGCUCAUCAAGUAAACUCCGUAGACGUUGAAAAUUUAGGCUGUCCCUUGCUGCGAUCGCUUCUGCGCCGAUACCGUUGCAAAUUUUGAGAUGGAGCGGCGCUGGCCCUGGAAGAAAAAAUCAUCGGACAAGGCAGUUGUUGAGAAAGUAGCUGCUGGAUUGGACUCUGUUAGUGCUUCCUCCCAGGGCAAUCAGGAUAACUACAAAAAACCAAACUAUGCCCAAAUUUCUGUGGAGUCAUAUUCCCAUCUGACUGGUUUGGAGGAUCAAGUGAAGACGUGUGAGGAAAAAGUUCAGAGUCUAGAGGAUGAGAUCAAGGAUCUGAGUGAUAGGCUGUCGGCGGCAAAUUCAGAGAUGACAACCAAGGAAAACCUUGUAAAACAGCAUGCAAAAGUGGCUGAAGAAGCUGUCUCAGGAUGGGAAAAGGCUGAAGCAGAAGCUUUGUCAUUGAAGAAUCAUCUUGAAUCUGUCACUCUUGCAAAACUUACUGCUGAGGAUCGUGCGUCACAUUUAGAUGGUGCUCUUAAAGAGUGCAUGCGACAGAUCAGAAAUCUGAAGGAAGAGCAUGAAGAGAAAAUGCAAGAAUUUGCUCUUUCUAAAACCAAGCAACUGGACAAGAUUAAAGGGGAGUUUGAGGCAAAGAUUGAUAACUUAGAACAGGAACUCCUUAGGUCAGCUGCUGAAAACGAGGCCCUUUCAAGGUCCUUGCAGGAGCGCUCAAACAUGCUGAUAAAAAUUAGUGAAGAAAAAGCUCAAGCUGAGGCUGACAUUGAGCUUCUGAAGAGCAACAUAGAAUCAUGUGAAAGAGAAAUCAGUUCACUUAAGUAUGAACUUCAUGUUGUUUCCAAGGAGCUUGAAAUUCGCAAUGAAGAAAAGAACAUGAGUAUGAGGUCUGCAGAAGCUGCUAACAAGCAGCAUAUGGAGGGGGUAAAAAAAAUUGCCAAAUUAGAGGCAGAAUGCCAAAGAUUACGGGGUCUGGUGCGGAAAAAGUUGCCCGGUCCUGCAGCACUUGCACAGAUGAAGCUAGAAGUUGAGAGUCUUGGCCGAGAUUAUGGAGAAAAUAGACUGAGGAAGUCCCCUGUGAAGCCUGCUAGUCCUCACAUGUGUCCUGUGCCUGAGUUCUCCUUAGAGAAUGCACAGAAAUUCCAGAAAGAUAAUGAAUUUCUUACAGAGCGUUUAUUGGUAAUGGAAGAAGAAACUAAGAUGCUCAGAGAAGCUUUGGCCAAGCGUAACAGUGAAUUGCAGGCCUCAAGAAGCAUGUGCGCAAAAACCUUAAGCAAGCUUCAAAACUUGGAAGCUCAACAUCAAACAUGUAACCAGCAAAAAGGAUCUCCAAAAUCGAUGACCCGGAUGACCCAUGAAAGUAUUUAUAGUCGCAAUGCAAGCUAUGCACCAAGUAUAACCUCCAUAUCUGAAGAUGGAAACGAUGAUGCACUAAGCUGUGCUGAAUCUUGGGCUACAGCAUUAAUCUCUGAGCUCUCCCAAUUUCGAAAGGAAAAGAAUACUGAGAAAUCAAGCACACCUGAAGCCACUAAUAAGUUGGAAUUAAUGGAUGAUUUUCUGGAGGUGGAAAAAUUGGCUCAUCUAUCAAACAAUUCUAAUGGAGAUACCUGUGUUUCAGUUUCUUCAAACAAGACACCUGAAAUUGUGGUCAAUGAUGUGUCAAAUAUCAAUAAUUGCAUAGAUGAUUCAUCUAACAAACAGAUUGUUCCAAAUCUAUUGUUGAAUCUGGAGCCUUCUGUUGCACAGUUGUCAGUGCCUGAUCCAGGAUCUUAUGUUGACCACUUUUCAUUGACAGGGCUUCAGUCAAGAAUAUUGUCGGUUUUCAAGUCCAUGUCUAAGGAUGCUGAUAGAGGAAAGGUCCUGGAGGAGAUUAAACAUAUUCUGCAAGAUGCACAAGACACUUCUGUCGAGCACUCUUCUGGUUGCAUUUCUCAGGUUGUCCAACCGCUCCAGCCUUCUGAUUCUCCAUGUGAUAGGCAUGUUAAUCCUGAAGAUGCUGGCUUAAGAAUUGGGAAGGAUUCCACUUCAUCCCAGCAAGCAACAGAAUUUGUGCAGAUAACUUCAAACGUAGAAGCUGCAAUUUCUCAGAUUCAUGACUUUGUAUUGUUCUUAGGCAGAGAAGCAAUGGCAUUUCAUGACACAUCUUGUAAUGUAGAUGGAAUGAGCCAAACGAUUGAGGAGUUCUCCGUCACUUUUAAGAAAGCUCUACGCAGUGAAAAAAGUUUGAUGCAAUUUGUUCUUGACCUGUCUUGUGUUUUAGCUAAAGUGAGUGAGUUCAGAUUUAAUGUCCUUGGCUACAAGGGUACAGAAGCUGAAAUUAACAGUCCUGAUUGCAUUGACAAGAUUGCCUUGCCAGAAAAUAAGUUACCUCGAGAUGAUUCACCUGGAGAAAGAUAUCAAAAUGGUUGUUCUCAUAUUAUAAAUCCUUGUUCUGAUCCUGAGGUUCCUGAUGAUGGAAAUCUAGUCUCAUCCUAUAAACCAAAUGCUACGUUCAAAAAAUUAUCUGUCGAGGAGUUUGAAGAAUUGAAAUUAGAGAAAGAGAGGGUGGCAAUAGAUCUGUCAAGAUGCAUUGAAAGUCUUGAAAUGACAAAGUCUGAAUUACUGGAAACUGAGCAACUUCUGGCGGAAGUUAAAUCACAAUUGGCUUCUACUCAGAAAUCUAAUAGCUUGGCGGAGACACAGCUGAAGUGUAUGGCAGAGUCAUACAGGUCACUUGAAACACGUGCCCAUGAGUUAGAAACUGAGCUAAUUCUUUUGCAAGUUAAGACUGAAACUCUGGAGAAUGAACUUCAAGAUGAAAGGAGGGGUCAUGAAGAUGCUUUGGCCAAGUGUAAAGAGCUUGAAGAGCAAAUACAGGGGAAUGAGAGUUCAGCUGCUGAUAGUAACCAAAAGAUGAAGCAGGAGAGGGAUUUGGCAGCUGCUGCUGAAAAGCUAGCCGAGUGUCAGGAAACCAUUUAUCUUCUUGGCAAGCAGUUGAAAGCCUUGCAUCCUCAAACGGAGCAAAAUGGAUCUCCAUACAGUGAAAGAAGUCUAAAGGUUGAAGCCUUCCCGGAAGAUGAACCUACAACUAGUAGCCCAAAUUUGCAAGAAUUAGAUCCGGUCGAGAUGGACAAUGCUACUCCUGCAUACAUGCAGAAAUUAGGUGGGGUGUCGCCUCUGCAUUUCUCCAACGUCGUGUACAGUCCAUCAGACAAUGAAGCAAACCUUCCGGACAGAUCUCCAGUGAAGCCUCCAAAACAUAGGCCUGCAAAGUCAACCUCCUCAUCGGCCUCCUCCACCCCGACACCAGAGAAACAUGCACGAGGCUUUAGUAGAUUCUUUUCAUCGAAGGGGAAGAAUGGUCACUGAGCAUGCAGCUUGCAGCCUGUGAUCUUUCAGAUUUGAAGGUCAUAAGGUGAUUACAACUGAUAAGUCUCAUAGGCCCUUCUCUAGUCUUGAUUUGUUUGUGUUUUAGGUAAAGAAUGCCGUUCGUGCCAGGCGAUUCUUGUACCUAAUGAUUGUACAUGGUAACCAUAUGUUGUUUUCUUUUCCUUUCCAUUGGCAUUUUUAUUUGUCUGUAAAUUGAUUGACAUUGACGACAUAGUUUAUUACAGAUGUUGAAUAUAUUUCGUCCGAGAGCAAUUGCAUUGAA